CCGUUUUGCAAUUGGGUAAAAAUACAACAGUUGAAGUAUGCAGACAAAAAAUAUAGCCCAUAAUGACUAUCAAUUUCAGACCCACCUGCGCACAUACGGACUCACAUGGUCAAAUACAUGAUAAAGAAAUUAAAUAGAGUAGAAUAGAAAUAAACAUAAAAAUCAACAUUAGUACAAUUUCAAGUUCAUGUUCAGAGAGAAAGGAUACUGCACUUAUCAAUAUUUUCUCCCACCUGCUCCACCCGCCCCUCACUCCCUUCCCUUCUGCAGGACAUUUUUUACGACAGAGCAAUAGGCCUAAUUAAUUGCAUCAUAUUUACUUACAUUAUCAAGCCUAUCUGACCAGAUAGAGAUUGAUUAAAGAGUGGUAACUAACUGGGGUAAAGUUAAUAGUUUGCUGUACUUUGAUCUGGUCACUUCAAUGUGAAGGGUCGCGCUGACUAAUCCCUGGGCGUCAUGCCAUCAUUCAAAUAAAAGAUGUGUCAAAGUUGGCAACAGCUACAGGUCUACGUGGCAUGACAUGCCACAGGUGUUUGGCUAUUAUAAUUUAUUAUUCGGUAAUAUAGUGGUGUGAUAGCUGGAAUCGAUAAUAUAGCCUAUGUCUUAUUUUAACCUUAAAAGCACUGUGCGUAAUGUGGCCUCUUUGAUCACUGUGCGCUAUAGCGCAUGUGUCAUGGUUCUCGCUCAUUCUUGCACGUCUUUCUCUGCUUACGUGGUGUGUGUGUUUGUGUGUGUGUGUGUGUGUGUGUGUGUGUGUGUGUGUUUGUGCCUAAGAAAAAUAAACAGAGCGAGACAGUGCAGUGCCUGUAAUUUCCUUGAUGUGCCUCCCUCUAACGUGUCACAACUUCUGGUAGAUUAACCCAGAUAUGGGGAGCAUCAUCAGGUGUUGAAGUACCACUCAUGCUCUCUUAACCGUUGUAUUCGAGGCAUCCACCUGCGGGAACAAGCACCUGCUGACUGGAAGAGUUCAGGAACUUGUUAAAUACAAGAGCAACCAACUCAGGGACCACACAUAUUUCAACAUGUUUUCUUCCAUUUGAUCGAUUAUUUUUACCAACGCCUGCUGUCUUUAAAAUGCAUAGUAUUCGAGACUCCACCAACAUUCCAUUCUCUUCAUUUUCAACAUUGCCAAUGUAUUUAUUGAUGACUACUCUGCUGGUGAUGGGCCUGGAGGCUGCGGCCACGGCAGGGACCACGCCGGGCUGCGCGUCUUGCGGCAUGCCGCUAAUGGAGAAGGAUUCGGAGCAGAGGCUCCUGGUUGAAAUCGCCAAGCAGCAGAUCUUGAACAAGCUACACCUGAAAGAGAGACCAAACAUCACAUCGACGGUGCCCCGCGCGGCACUUCUCACCGCGCUCCGCAAACUGCACAAGGGACGUGUCAGACCGGACGGCACCAUUGAACUUGAAAACAAGAUCAAGGAAACCAAAGAUCCGGGAUAUGAAAUAGUGAGCUUCGCAGAAAUGGAUGAGAUGAACACCACUACUGGCACCCCGUCAGGCCUCACCUUCCAGUUCCUGCAGGAGAGAGACCACAGCAUCCAGGUGCUUCAGUCUGCCCUGUGGCUGUAUGUCCACUCCUCCGACACCCCUAACCGGGGCCCCCGCCCCACUGCCACAGCCCACAUCUACCUGUCUGGCUCUGGGGAGGGCAGCUCCAACCGCACCGUCCUCUUGGAGAAGAUCUUGGAUGCGCAGCAGAGCAACUGGCAUACCUUCCCCAUCACCCACACCCUGCAGGCCUUCAUGGACGGGGGCAAGCGGCGGCUACAGCUUGAGGUCACCUGCAAGGAGGCCGGGUCUGAGCCGGGCCAGGGCCAGAACCUGUGUGAGCUGGGUAAGUCCAUGGACAUGGCCCAUCAGCCGUUCGUGGUGGCCCAGGUGCGGCUCCGUGACGACUCCAAGCACAUCCUCCAGAGGAGAUCCCUGCGCUGCGGGGACAACGUCAGCGUCUGCUGCAAGAAGGACUUCUAUGUCAAGUUCAAGGAUAUCCAGUGGCAGGACUGGAUCAUAGCGCCUGAAGGGUACCAUAUGAACUACUGUAUGGGCCAGUGUCCCCAGGCCCUGGCCGGGUCUCCGGGCAUCGCGUCUUCUUUCCACGCCACAGUGUUCAGCCAGCUCAAAGCCAACGGCAUCAAUUCAGCGGUGUCUUCUUGCUGUGUGCCCAUCCAGCGCAGGCCUCUGUCUAUGGUCUACUUCAACUCACAGCACAGCAUCGUCAAGACCGACGUCCCUGAUAUGAUCGUAGAGUCCUGCGGCUGCACGUAAACACAUAGAAGAGAAAGACCAGACAUUCAGUUUAUGAUGCUUUUAGUCUGAGAAGACUAGAUUUAAUUUGUUACACCGGCACACACACACACACACACACACACACACACACACACACACACACACACACACACACACAGAAUAAUUUUAGAUAUUCUUUCUCUAUCAAUUCGAUAGAGGGUUUUUGCACAGAAAGUGAGAAUGUUUGAGAAUGAGACUUCAAUGUCUUGUAACUAGCAGACCUGGUUCAAAUACUAUAUAGGGUAUUUCAAUUACUUUCAAAUACAUUUUGAAGUAAGUAUUUCAAUAUAUAUAUUUUUUUGAAAGACAAGUAGU
This is a messenger RNA of Coregonus clupeaformis (lake whitefish), 2601 nucleotides long. Its product is annotated as inhibin beta B chain. The transcript is spliced from 2 exons. Gene Ontology annotation, biological process: BMP signaling pathway; SMAD protein signal transduction. Bases 1075 to 2265 code for a protein of 396 amino acids. The record is from RefSeq and is a predicted model, not a curated record. Gene Ontology annotation, molecular function: hormone activity; growth factor activity; cytokine activity. Lineage: Eukaryota; Metazoa; Chordata; Actinopteri; Salmoniformes; Salmonidae. Gene Ontology annotation, cellular component: extracellular region.